Molecule: messenger RNA, 3471 nt
Organism: Phoenix dactylifera (date palm)
Lineage: Eukaryota; Viridiplantae; Streptophyta; Magnoliopsida; Arecales; Arecaceae
Source: RefSeq, a predicted model, not a curated record
GAGAGAGAGAGUCAUCCCCCUCUUAUUUCUCUCUCUUGUUACCUCUCUCUUCUCUCUAAUUUUUGAUUAGAGAGAAGAAAGUUGCAUCAUGAUAUUUUUGAUUCAAGCUUUUUCCAUUAAUCCUAAAGAAGUCGUUUGCAUUUAUCCAAUUUGCUUACAGUACCAAUGAGCAAAUGAAGAUGAUCAUCAUGACUCGCUUAUGGCAUCUAAAUGUUAUUCUUUAGUGGCAAAAGGAAUAAAAAGUCUGUCGAAAUGUUCUUGCUAUUGAUUUUCUCUUUUGAAUCUGAUGCUGACCCAAAGGAAAAUUCCAUGGCUAUUGCUGAAGGAAAGCAUCAGAUUCUUUUUAUUAUUAUUCUUGAGGGCGGAAAGCAUCAGAAUUGAGUUCUUGUUCCGGAGAGAUGAAGGCCUCUCCUUCUUCCUCUUGACUCCUCCAUUUGACCGGAUUGUCUGAAACCUUAUUCCUGUGAGUAAGAGAGAGCGAAGGAGAGAUGGCUGAGUCUCUGGUUUCCAAUGUCAUCUCUCAGCUUACCAACCUUCUCAUAGAAGCAGCUGUUUCCUUGGGUGGUGUGCGUAGACAGAUCGAUUGGGUGAAAACACAGCUCCAGCUAUUGCAAGGUUUCCUUAAAGAUGCAGAUUCCAGAAGGAAGAGAGGAGAUGCAACAAUGGAGAGCUGGAUUACGCAGAUGAGAGGUGUAGCAUAUGAAAUGGAAGACGUUAUAGACACCAUCAAUUACAUGGGCGAGAGGCGACACCAAAGGAGAGGCUGCAUGGGCUCCAUUUCAAGGUACUCUCACAAACCUUGUGAAUUGAUCACCCUCCACAAAAUUAGUACCAGAAUUGAGCAGAUAAAGAGCAAGAUCCAGAGUAUUUCCGAUAGCACAGUAAGGUAUAACCUUGUCAAUCCAGGUCAAAGUAGUGCAGUGGAUGAAAGUUGGCAGUCACUCAGAGAAUCCUCUCCUCGCUCUGAUGAUGAUGACACUGAUGUUGUAGGCUUCGAGAAUGAUAAGAAAGAAUUAGUGAGUCGAUUGCUUGAUGAGAAUGAGAAAGCACGACGUGUAAUUUCUAUAGUGGGUAUGGGUGGGCUAGGCAAGACUACCCUGGCAAGAAAAGUGUAUAAUGACCCUGCAAUUAGAGAACAUUUCGAUACCUUUGCUUGGGUUUCAGUUUCUCAGAGCUACCGAGGUAUCGAGCUAGUGAAGGACAUCAUGAAAAAAGUAAUGGGAAUCAAACAGAAGAUAGAAUACUUACAGCAGCAGAUGGGUGAAGAAGACGUGAGACAGAUGCUCCGUGAUUUCCUAAGAGACAAAAAGUAUUUGGUCAUGAUGGAUGAUGUAUGGAGAGUUGAUGUUUGGAGAGAAAUGCAGCGAGUCUUUCCUGAUGAGAACAAAGGCAGCAGAAUACUGCUUACUACACGUAACAUUGAGGUCGCAAGAGAUGCCGAGCCAUGGAUUCCUCCACAUGAACUGCACCUUUUAGACGACACGGAGAGCUGGAAACUCUUUCGUAGGAAGGCAUUGCCACCAAAUCAAGAUGUCCCAACUGAGUUGGAGGCAUUGGCCCAGAAGCUUGCAAAGAAGUGUGGUGGACUUCCUCUUGCACUGGUGGUGUUAGGGGGCCUUCUGUCAAGGAAAGAUCCUAGCUACGAUACGUGGUUGAAAGUAGCUCAGAGCAUGAACUGGGUAUCUACUAGAGAUGGGAAGGAAUGCCACAAUAUAUUGGGUUUAAGCUACAGUGACUUGCCAUAUCCGUUAAAACCAUGUUUUCUAUACAUUGCUGCGUUUCCAGAGGACUCCAUUAUCUCUGUUUCCACAUUAGUUAGGUUGUGGGUCGCCGAAGGUUUCGUACUGCAAGAGCAGCGACAGACAAUGGAAGACACGGCAAGGGAUUGGUUGGAUGAGUUGGUGCAGAGGUGCAUGAUCCAGGUUGUCGAGAGAAGCAUGGCUCGUGGGCUGGUUAAGAACAUACGCAUCCAUGAUCUGUUACGCGACUUUGGCCUUGAAGAUGCCAAAAAGGAUGAAUUUCUUCAAGUUUGCAGUAGUGAGGACGUGGGAGUAUCUGAUCGUAUAUCAAGUCAUCGUGCAGCUUUCUACAAUCGUAUAAAUGACGAGGCUGCUGUUUCCUCACGGCAUCUCCGCACUUUGCUGGGUUUCAGUUUAAAUUUGACUAGUGGGGGAAGAUUUUUGAAUGGUUUAAACUUGGUAAGGGUGCUGGAUCUGGAGGGCACAAGAGAUUUGAAGGUGUUACCAGAACAGAUCGGCAGGAUGAUACAUCUACGAUACCUGGGAUUGGGAAGGACUGGUUUGAAGAGGCUGCCAUCUUCCAUCCGAUAUCUCCUGAAUCUACAGACUCUGGAUGUGAGGCAUACACGCAUUUAUUGGCUUCCGAAAUCAUUUUGGAAAAUCCGGACACUUAGGCACGUAUAUAUUAAUACAUAUAUGUUUCUAAGCGCACCGAUGAGUGGUGAUCGCAAGAACUUGCAGACUCUGGAAAUUGAGGAGUUUGAGUUUCAUAUGGAAGAUAUGGAUAUUGUCCGUUUACUGGGCAUAAGAUUCAUAAAAAAAUGGGCUACUACACCAGACUUCACCAGGGAGGCGAUUGAUAAAGCAUGUGACACAAUGUUUGCAGAAUCACUUGGAAAAGCACUCGAGAAAAUGGAUAGCCUCGUCUCCUUCACUCUGAGUUUGCCCGGACGUAUAAUCCCUGGGGACGUCCUUUUCGCUCAGGCACCAAAAUUGCACCAGGUCCGUUCAUUGACACUGCAUGGACGAUUGUUACUCAAACAACAGCAGCAGCUCCUAAACAGCAGUCAACUCCCACAAAACCUCACCAAGCUCAAAUUAUCUUAUUCUCUUUUGGAGCAAGACCCAAUGCCGGCACUAGAGAAGCUGCCAAAUCUAAGGUUUCUCCAACUGUUAUUACGUGCAUGCAUAGGGAAGAGCAUGUUGUGUUCUACUGGUGGCUUUCCUCGGCUGCGAUACUUGAUAUUAUUUAAUCUCCAAAAUUUAGAGGAAUGGAGAGUUGAGGCUGGGGCGAUGCCCAACCUUACCCACUUAACUAUCAAUUGGUGCUCGAAAUUGAAGAUGCUUCCCGAGGGAUUGCAGCAGGUGACCACACUUCGAGAACUGAAGCUGAUUCAAAUGCCUCGUGAGUUCAAUGACAGGGUCAGAAAUGAGGUUCGGCACAUCCCCUCCAUUAUUUUUCAAGAUGAGAUUGAUCAGAGAUAAUAUCAGCAGUACCUGGUGAUUACUUUAAUUGGCGUUAGCUGAAGUGAUGAUCCAGUCAAUAAGGUUCUCUGCAUCUCUUUAAUAUAUACAAGGCAAUACUUCUAGCUAUUUCUUAUGGAACCAUAGAACUCUUGAUUGUAUUAGUUCUUAUUUUUCAUUUCCAUGUCAUAUGUUUCUUUAGAUUUGAUGGAACUGUUAAUUUUCUGUAAUGUAUUUGAUAAUGUUUUUCACACAUGAACUUCUAUUU